AUGAAGCUGGAUGAACUACUUGAAGAGAUAUCACAAAUCUCGACUCAGGGUUAUGAAGUCCAGCUUUUUGAAGCAUUCCAGUGGUGGAGGGAAAGUGCUGUAGCGGACGGCACACUAAACGACGACUCUGAUAUGCUGGACUUACAAUACGUCUUUGGUACCGCAGUCGACCUUGGGUUGGCAAAAUGGGUGGCAUUAGAGCCUCCCGACGUCGAGGAGUCGAGCGAGCCAGGACCCACCAGGGCCAGGGAAACCUGCACGGAGGGACAAGCCCUCAAUACGGAUCUGAAGUGGGUUGUAGACCUACAGUUACCGGAACAGUUGAGAAAACUUCCAGAGAAAAUGCCCCACAGUGGAAAUUAUGAAUGGCUAGGCCCAGAGCAAACUGGAUCGCCCAAGUACCUUUGGGACAGUGUACUUUCCGAAACUGUUUUAGCAACUCCCGAACGCCUUCAACAAGGCUAUAUCGCCGUCUCGUAUACCUGGGGAAGGUUCAAAGAAGGUUACAGCCGAGUCAAUGGCACUCCCUGGAAUGUCCCGGUUAUCAAGCCAAAUAUUUUUGGUGAGAUGCUCAAUCAACUCAAAGGUAUUAUGACCGGUAUUCCUGCAUGUCGGUAUUUCUGGGUUGAUGUGCUUUGCAUCAACCAAGAUGACAUGAAUCAAAAGAAGGAAGAGAUCGCAAAACAAGCUUCUAUUUUUGAAGGUGCUAAGGCAUGCUUAGGCUAUUUAUGGUCUCUUGAUUAUGAGGACGACCUCGCGUAUGUCAUGGCAAGUUUUGGAGACCAGUUGCUGUGGUCGCUUCUUUUAAGUUCUUCCAAUUUUAGAACGGAAAGUCAGCUGAAUGGUAUCGACAAACUUCCGCCUCAUAUUCAAAAGAGGCUUGACGGAAAACUGCGUCUAGACCCCUGGUUCACGUCCCUCUGGGCUCUCCAAGAAAUGGUGCUGGCUCCGGCGCAGAUUUGGAUGACAAGGUCCGGCAGCUUCUGCUCGGUGAACGGAUCAAUAGUAACGACUCGACUUUUUGCCCAAGCACUUGAAUUAAUGCAUUGGGCUUUCGGAUUCCGUCGACGGGUGUGGAAAUCAGCCUUCGUGGGCAAAUGGCCCGUCUUAGACCGUUGGCCCGCGGCAACGGCGAUUGCCCAGAUAAUGCAACAGCACCAGGCGGAAGAAGAUGAAGCACAGAAGUCAUGGGAGGAGAGCGUGACGGGCGAACAGUUAAAUGCUGCGGAUAUGAGAGUCAGAGACAUAAACAUUAUGUCAGUUAUGAUGCCUCAGGACCAAGAAAUCCGAAACGUUCCCAAUUCUCUUCAGCAGAGACAGGCCGACGAAAUCAUAAGUUCCAAAAACUUGAAGCGCUGGCUUGAUUGGGGUUUUGGAGAAGCCUGUCUCAAUAUUUCGAUGCAAGCAUCACGAUCUGCCAUUAUAGUUGCAGGAGUAAACCGCCAUACAAGCAACCCACGGGCGGAGGCCAUGCUGGCUGCGCUCAAAAUUGCUCGACUGCCCCAAGAAUAUAAUCCGAACGAGGACCAGACUCCUAGUUCUCUACCGGAGUGGCUCCAACAAGUAUUGGUGGCAUUCGAGUCUUCUAUGUACUUCUAUGUCUCUCAUUCAUGGAGAUCCAUAUCCGAGAAACGGGCAAAAUCGUCUACCUUGUUCGUCGAGCACGCUUCAGUCGACACUCCCUUCUUGGCUCACGACAACUUCCGCUAUCAAUCAGCACCUCUGGUUCCUUCUCUAAUGUCUGCUUAUCUCCCCAGCAUGCUGCCAUCAACGGGAACCAGGUCCUUUCCGCCCACUGACUUCGUUUUAAAACAAUUUUCCGCAUACGUGAUGUCGGCCUGGCAUAUUCACCGUGAAGGCGUCAUGCAUAUCCCUUACGGAGCUGCCAUCCAAGACAUCCGCACCAAUGAUAUCGGAACCAUGACUAUCUCGACAAAUGGACCCGAACAAGAACUAAACGCUUCCUUGCCAUCCGCAGUUCGGGCAAUUCAGGAACUUGACUAUGUCAUAGAAUCUCUCGGCCGAUCCUGCCGCGUUAUUUUCCUCCCGCUACUUUUUAUCGGAAACCCAACUGCCGGACUGCCGCAUGGUAGCAGCCACACUCUAACCUCAACGGGAUCCGACCCUGUCGUUCGGGGUAUCGUGAUAGUCAGCCGGGGAUCCAGCAAACGACACCAUUCGAUGACCUUCUGGUCAAAAGCAGGGCUGUAUUCGGCCACGCUCUGUCGCGUUAAGCCUAUCGAGUGGCAGGACGGCAUCCUGAUUGGUUCCCUAUUAGAGGAGUCCACGAUUUCUCGACAAAAAGAGCUCUGCGAUUUCAACUUGGACAACAAGCCUCAUCUGUGGGGGCCGAAGGUCAGGCGACGGUUAUUCGACGUUGACUGA
Penicillium samsonianum is the source of this 2385-nucleotide messenger RNA. RefSeq lists its product as uncharacterized. The coding region runs from base 1 to 2385 and encodes 794 amino acids. Lineage: Eukaryota; Fungi; Ascomycota; Eurotiomycetes; Eurotiales; Aspergillaceae. The transcript has a single exon. The record is from RefSeq and is a predicted model, not a curated record.